Molecule: messenger RNA, 2432 nt
Organism: Lynx canadensis (Canada lynx)
Lineage: Eukaryota; Metazoa; Chordata; Mammalia; Carnivora; Felidae
Gene: UBE2I
Product: ubiquitin conjugating enzyme E2 I
Biological process (GO): protein sumoylation
Cellular component (GO): nucleus
Molecular function (GO): SUMO conjugating enzyme activity
Source: RefSeq, a predicted model, not a curated record
AUGCAAGCCCAGGUCCUCGUCUUCGGGAUCAUUGCCCCCGCCUUGUCGUUUUCCCUGGGCCUCUGCCUCUGUCCCAAACAAAUAUUCCAGACAGGGACUUUGAACAUGUCGGGGAUCGCCCUCAGCAGACUGGCCCAGGAGAGGAAAGCCUGGAGAAAGGACCACCCGUUUGGCUUUGUGGCUGUCCCAACAAAAAACCCCGAUGGCACGAUGAACCUCAUGAACUGGGAGUGCGCCAUUCCCGGGAAGAAAGGGACCCCGUGGGAAGGAGGCUUGUUUAAACUGCGGAUGCUUUUCAAGGACGACUACCCAUCCUCACCCCCAAAAUGUAAGUUUGAACCACCGCUGUUUCACCCGAACGUGUACCCUUCGGGCACAGUGUGCCUGUCCAUCCUCGAGGAGGACAAGGACUGGAGGCCAGCCAUCACGAUCAAGCAGGUACGGCAUCUUGUUAGGAUACAGGAACUUCUAAACGAACCAAAUAUCCAGGACCCAGCUCAAGCAGAGGCCUACACGAUUUACUGCCAAAACAGAGUGGAGUAUGAGAAGAGGGUUCGAGCACAGGCCAAGAAGUUUGCACCUUCAUAAGCGGCGACCGCGUGGCAGCGUAAGAAGGAAGGGAUUGGUCUGGCAAGAACUUGUUUACAACAUUUUUGCAAACCUAACGUUGCUCUGUACAAUUAAUAGUCGCCUGGGGAGGGUUGGGCGGGCGCCACUUUCCAUUUCCGCCACCGGUACACAGUCCUCGACUCGCUGAAUUGCCCGGUUUUUCAUACAGGGUCUCUUCCUUCAGUCUUUUGUAUUUUUGAUUGUUAUGUAAAACUUGCUUUUAUUUUAAUAUUGAUGUCAGUAUUUCAACUGCUGUAAAAUUAUAAACUUUUAUACUUCGAUGAGCCCCGAGGAGCUAGUUUCCUAGUUUCCUUUGCUCGCGGAUGCAGGCAUGCUUCCCACAGUGUAGAGCUACGCCCGGCCCUCAGCUGGCCUCCCUCCCGCCUCGGUCUCCGCGCACCCUGGGUUGUGUGCUUACGAGCCUCAGAUCCAAAGUCAGCCGGCGUCUCGUUCCCGCAUCACUUCCUUUGUGUCUAUAUGGCGUUUGUCUGUGUUGCUGUUAGAGUAAAUAAACUGUUUAUAUAAAGGUUUUCGUGGCAUUAUCGUCAUUAAGAGCGUGGGGAGGCGGCCUCGCGGGGCCCGGCCCCCCACGCGGCUGCAGGCCAGCGGCGCCCCGCUCGCGGCCCGUGCUCGGCACCGGGCCCUGUGAGGAGCGCUGUGUACGAGGAGGUGUGUGUGCCCGGGGUUGUCUCCCGACCCCGGGUCUUUGCGCUCCUCAGAGGCGGGUCUGGUCAGGGCGGAACUGGCGUCCGGAGCCUCCCGAGCUGGCACCGGCCGUCCGAGGUCCUCCGGGCCCCAGGAGGACCGUGCGCAGGCACUGGCCGGAGCCCUGCCUGGGGGGGGUGGGGGGGUCCUGGCGUCAGGAUGCCCCAGGAGGCAGGUCCGAGGCCACUGUGCGCGGGCGCUUCCUUUUUCCUGAAGGGCUGUUCUCAGAAAGCACCCCAGAAGCUGAGCCUGCCGCGCAGCUUCCGGAGCGGGCCACCUUCUCACUUGGGCCCAGCCGGGAGGUGCCGCCGACGCAGAGGGGGACAGGCCCAGCGCCCCGCGGCCUGGUGCCAGCAAGGUGGGUCUUGGCCCCCUGGUCCCAGGGAGCACGGUGCGGAGUAGACGGGAGGCCCGGAGCCUGCCCUGCGCCGGCUGACCUCGCCUUCCCGGCCGGCUCACCUGUGUGGCUCCGGUGCAGGGACCCGGCCGGGCCAGAGGGGUCCCCGAAGGGGCGGGAGCUGGUCGCCAGGACCCUCGGUCAGGAAGGGCACCUCGACGCGCCAGGCAGCAGGAUGGCAGUGGGCUGGGGGGAGGGGGGGCGCGUGAGGCCCCGUCCACAGCGCCUGCGUGGCCCGCGGUCCCAGUGCCUUGCUCGCUUGCUCGGCUGGACGUGUAGCUGAGCUCGACGCUUGAUGUUGGCGAUGUAUUUUCUAAUGCGGAGGGCCCCCCGGGGGACCCAGCCGGGUCGUGUGUGUGCGAAGCCUCUCCCAGAAUGUCUUAUUUUGUAAUGACUCAACUACACUUAGUAAUAGCCACACGUGUAUAUGGUUAAUAUAUAUGGAAAUUCAAUAUAUUUUCUAGUUAAAGCAUUCUGAAGUAAUCGAUGUUUCUAGCAAAUUGUCAUGACUUCGACUAAUGAAAUGUCCUCUUGUGCCACAGUCCUUGGCUUAACGAAGAUGUAACUCUUGUAACGGGGGAAGGAGGGACUGUGCCCGUCCUGUUUCUGCUGUGAGGGAAGAGCCUGUUCCCGGCAUGAGGCGCCUGAUACUUAGUAAGGAAUUGUGGGCAAUACGUUAACCACUGUAUCUGAGAAUCCUCUAAUUAAAACAUUUCCACAA